This is a messenger RNA of Hirsutella rhossiliensis, 1509 nucleotides long. RefSeq names its product major facilitator superfamily domain-containing protein. The transcript has 6 exons. Gene Ontology annotation, biological process: transmembrane transport; amine transport. Gene Ontology annotation, molecular function: amine transmembrane transporter activity. Lineage: Eukaryota; Fungi; Ascomycota; Sordariomycetes; Hypocreales; Ophiocordycipitaceae. The record is from RefSeq and is a predicted model, not a curated record. The coding region runs from base 1 to 1509 and encodes 502 amino acids.
AUGACGGCCACGCCAACGACGAGCGACCCGGUUCAAGGGGGCAAGCCCCCGGUGGCAGCAGCAGCAGCAGCCCCGCCGCCGGCUAACGGCACGGACGCAGAGCGCGGCCGGGAGGAUGCCCCGGUCCAGCCGGCGUACUGCGCCUUGACGCCGGCCCGGCGCCGCUUCGUUCUCGGCGUCGUCACAGUGGCGGGCCUGUUCGGCCCGUUGGCCGGCGCAAUCUACUUGCCGUCCCUGCCUGUGCUGGAGAGGGAGUUUGGAGUCGGAGCCACGGCUCUGAACGCGACCGUGUCCGUAUUCAUGGUGACGUUUGCGUUUGCCCCUCUGUUCUGGGCCAGCUUCGCAGACUUCGGGGGCCGGCGCCCACUCUACAUCACCUCGCUGUCCAUCUACAUUAUUGCCAAUGUCCUUCUCGCGACUCUGCCCAAAAACUUUGGAGCACUGGUGUUUCUGCGUAUCGUCCAGGCGUUUGGGUCGGCCGCCGUUGUCUCCAUGGGCGCCGGCACAGUCGCAGAUGUCACGGAGCCCAAGCGCCGUGCCACGGCCAUGUCCAUCUUCCUCCUCGGGCCCCAGUGUGGCCCCAUCAUAGGUCCUGCCUUGGGGGCGGCGUUUACGGGAGAGAUAUCCUGGAGGUGGAUUUUUGGUUUUCUAGCGAUUUCGGGCUUCGUCUUAUGGCUCGUCAUCAUCUUCAUGCUGCCUGAGACGCUCCGUUACCGGGUUGGCAAUGGUCGGAUCCAUGGCAAGGGCUCCUGGCUUCUGUUUCCUCCCACGCUCUCUUCGCCUCUUGCCCCUGAGUCAGAACGGGGUCCGAAGCCCCCCAAGCCAAGUUUGAUGGGCUACUGGAAGCUCUUCUCCUACCCCCCGAUCGGCAUCGUGUCAGUCAACACGGCGAUUCUCUACUCAACCUACUUUGCCAUCGCCGUGCAGCUACCCUAUGCGCUCGAGGACGUCUACCACUGGUCGACGACGGCGGUUGGCGGUGGCUAUCUUGCUGUUGGAAUUGCCCUCGUCAUUGGCUCCGUCAUUGGCGGGCGUGCCAACGACUGGCGCCGCGCCAGGCUUGUCAAAGCGCGAGGCGACGAGAAAGUCGAGCCUGAAACCAGACUGAUUGAUCAGAUCUGGGGCGUGAUUCUGUGUGCUGCUGGGACAAUCAUGUAUGGGUGGUUUGUCGACCGCGCCAUACACCCAGCAGCAGUUCUCGUUGCCACCUUCCUGACUGGCUUCGGCAUGAGCUGGGUCUUCAUCGCGACGACAGCCUUCUUGUCCGAGUGCGCACCGCGGCAGGCAGCAGGCGCGUUUGCGCUCGGCAACAUGCUCCGCAACCCAGGAGCGGCCAUUGCGGCCGUCAUUCUGCCACCCCUUGUUUCUAGAAUGGGAGUCGGCUGGUUCUUUACGGGCUUGGGUCUGUUGGACUUGGUUGUGGUUGGCGGUGCAGUAAUAGUAUUGCGUGUUUACGGCCCCGUUUGGAGAGCCAAGAGCUUAGCGAAGACGAUGGAAAAGGGGGGUUGA